AUGGCCAAUUCUGGCGAACUGAACCCAGAUAGAUGGAUGGAGCCCAUCAACGAAGAUCCCGAGAGUCGCUGUCUUGAUCCCCAUUAUUUCCCAAUCCUUCCCCACUCAGAUAUGCCUACAGCUGCGCUUUUUUCACUCUAUGAUUCCGCAAACAUAGUCACCCUUCGCCUUCUAUCUCUGGUGUCAUCGUCCGCAUACUUGUACGAAGAACGCAUCCAGCGACAUGCACAUUCGAUCUUGUCAGCAAAGGCUUUUAUCUCGGCGAUUCCUGGCCCGACUUCUAGUCGUGGCUCUAUUAUGGUGAGCUUUCCAUUCAAUAUCCUCAGCAUCUGGAGUCCACCCGGACGAGAAGAAAGCCCCCAGGAUAAGAAAUCAGCAAGCUCCUCAACCACCUCCACAGAGCUCUUCGCGAAUAUAGCUGCGUACACGCUUCGUCUGCACAAGCCGGAACUUCUUGCCGAGGGUGUAGAUCACAAAAUAACUGCAUAA
Penicillium lagena is the source of this 489-nucleotide messenger RNA. RefSeq lists its product as uncharacterized. The transcript has a single exon. The record is from RefSeq and is a predicted model, not a curated record. NCBI's taxonomy places the organism in Eukaryota, Fungi, Ascomycota, Eurotiomycetes, Eurotiales, Aspergillaceae. Bases 1 to 489 code for a protein of 162 amino acids.